Molecule: messenger RNA, 9279 nt
Organism: Heterocephalus glaber (naked mole-rat)
Lineage: Eukaryota; Metazoa; Chordata; Mammalia; Rodentia; Bathyergidae
Gene: Tet2
Product: tet methylcytosine dioxygenase 2
Biological process (GO): positive regulation of transcription by RNA polymerase II; myeloid cell differentiation; chromosomal 5-methylcytosine DNA demethylation, oxidation pathway
Cellular component (GO): nucleus
Molecular function (GO): DNA 5-methylcytosine dioxygenase activity
Source: RefSeq, a predicted model, not a curated record
GCCUGGCCGCCGUCCGCCCGACCCGCGUGGCGACGUCACGCCGCAGAGCAGCAAGAUGGCUGCGCGCAGGCCUCGGUAGCGGCGCUGGAGCAGGGACAGGCUGGGACUCUGGGCCGUGGCCGCCAGGUGCUCCGCCCACCCCGCUGAGUGGCUGAGGAAGCGGGAUGGGCCCGGCCACCGCCAGCAGGACAUGAGCUGAGGCAGGCGGUGAGGACGCAGCGUUGGGAUUCACGCGCGCAGGCAGCUGGUGGAUGGCCCCACCGCAAGCCUGAUGGAACAGGACAGAAGCAGCCAUGCGGCCGGCAGCACACUUGGUCCGUUCCUGGUCCCAGCGCCUGCUCCUCCCUGCCAGCCUGAGCCUCUGGCGGCCAAAUUGCAGAACGGAAGCCCGGUCCCUGAAGUGAAUGGAGACACCAAGUGGCAGGCCCUCAAGAACUGGCCCGGGGUCCCCCCGAGCAGCUGCGCCAGUCCCGACUUCCUCCACGAGGGCAGAAGCUUUUCCUGUUGUCUGGAAAACGGGGGGAUAAAGCGCACCGUCAGCGAGCCAUCCGUCUCGGGCUUCCAGCAGAACAAGAAGCUGAGGCAAGACCAGAAGGCCGAUGGAGAGAGAAAGAGCCUCAGGGAAAUCCGGGAGAGGAACCCGAGAGGAAGCAGUGGCCGGCCAGACCCCACCGAUGUGGGUGAGAACAGGGAACCCGAGAGCUCCGGAGCCCCAGAAGAUGCAGUCGAAGAUGCCGCCACUUUUCCAACACACAACUGCAGUGGGCUGGGAAAGCCAGAGCUUCAGGCUCCGCGUGAGCAGGAGCCGAAGGAUGCUCAGUACCAAGAUGAGAACCCUGCAUUACUUCUGAAGAACAAGGCCGCCCUCGUGCCCAAUGGUGCUACAGAUUCUGCCUCUUCCCUGGAAAACACAGGCGGUGAAGUCCUGGACAAAGCCCCGUCCCGGUGCCAUCCGGAUUGUGUCUCCAGCGCACUGCAGAAAACCGCAUCUCACAGCAGCAGCGCCGGCCCCGGCCAGGCCUCUCCCCAGGUGCCCUGUGCGGUCACCCAGCCAUCGCAUACCUCAGGGCAGAUCGAGUGCCCGCCCAGCCCGGGCUCCGAGCUGCCCCCAGAGCCAGCCGCGGUGGCCACCAAGGCCUGCAGCUCCGCAAUGCCAGAGACCCGACCCUUCCAGAGGCCAGCGCAGCCGCGAGAGACAGGGCUGGAGCCCUGCCCUUGUCCCGUGCAGCCCAGUGACGCCCAGGGAAACUCGGUGCUGGCGUCCACAGAGGGGCUGCGUUCAGGGUCCAGCUCCCAGCAGUAUUCACAACACGACGAAACCAAUGGUGCUUACUUCAGGCAGGGCUCAGUGUUCCCUAGGGAUCCCAUGACCACACCAGCUCUGCAGCAGCUGCUUCCCCUCCCUCCCCUUCCUUCUGUUCCACUCUUUUCCGAUGGAAAAGCCUUGCUGCAGAAUGCAGCUUCAGAAGAUCCCCAGCAGUUCCCCAACCAAAGCAAUGUCACUCUCCUGAGGGAAGUAAAAAUAGAGGCGGGGCCCGAGGCUCCCCCUCCCCAGAGUUCCAGCCCAGCGCUGCUCACUACCUGUCCAGGCCCCAGGCUUCUGGAAGGGGCUCAGAGCGAUGACGUCCCCCAGAAUGGCACAGGCCUGACAGGGGCCAGGCCCGCCUGCACUGGGAGAGCAACACCAGACCAGGUGGACCCCCUCAAGCACAGCCCACCAGUCCUUGGUCUCGGGAGACAGGUGCAGGACCCCUGCCCACCACUGCUGGGACCCAAAGAGCCUGAGCUCCUGCAAGACCAGGACCAGCAACAGAUUCGAGGUCUUGCGCCCCUUCCCCAGCACUAUGUGAAACCAGAAUGGAUCGAGUUGAAGACCGGUCCCCUUCAAGCUGAAUCCCAGCCAACAUGCAAGGAGCCCUCAUGCUCCAUACUUCAGUAUCAGCCCAAAGCUGCUCUGCUCAUGACCUCCAGACCAUACACUGGAAAGCCCAUGCCCGGGGCACAGACGGGCCAGGCUCUCAUCCCGCAGGCAGCGCUGCCACAGCAGUCCCAGGGGCCCCACAGCACCGGGAGGCAGGGGCAGCCGCAAAGUACGGUGGACCAGCAGCUCCAGCACCCACUCCCCUCCCGCCAGGGCCACGUCUCCAAGACCGAUCCCUCGCCUGAUGCCCACACACAGGCGCUGUGCGCCCCUCAAUAUCAUUUCCAGCAAGUUGCAGAUCCCCCAGCGGAGCAACUCUCAUCCCCGUUGUUAAAACAGCACUUGAAUCUGGCUUCAGAGCUGGAGCCUUUUCCAGACUCACACGUUUUGCAACACCAGCCCUCUAAGCAGGCCGCACAAACACAACCACCCCAGAAUUCACAAUUCCCACCAAACCAGCAGCAGCAGAAGCAGCAGAAAUUGCAAGUGAAGAAUAAAGAACAAAUGCCUCACACUUUUCCUCAUCCCCAAGGCAACAGUGAUCCACAAGGAGAAGGACAAGGACCAUUCUUUGGCCAUGUUAAAGUGGAAGAAUGCUUUGGUGGGGAGAAUCAGUAUUCAAAAGCAAGCGAGUUCCAAACUCAGAGCACCCAAGCAGGAUUGGAGCAUGGACAGAAUGUGAGCAGUCGGAAUUCCCUCUAUGGCCAGAUCUUGAAAUCAAAUGCAAGCAAGACCCAGAUUUCCUGUUCAAACAACACACAUGUAGUUCUGGAGAAUAAAGAACAAGAAAUUUGUCCCGAACUCUCUGCAAGAAAUAAGACCCAGAACCUGGCCUGUCCUCCAAACAGCACGCCUCAGAGGGCAGGCAUCCUGCACGGGUGCUUCCAUGAGCAAGAGCCAGAGCAGCUGCAGGUGGCAGCUCUGCAGGGCUACACGAGCCGAAACCAAGACAUGUCCACACAGCAGGCUGCACCUGCACAGCUGGUGCAGCAGAGCUACUCGGCACCCAGCCAAGCCCAGGCUUUCCCUGCGCUCAAGCAGGGACAAGGUCACACGCAUGCCCCUCCCCAGAGGGACACCCAGAAGCACGCGGCGCUGAGGUGGUACCUCCUACACAGGCAGGGACAGCAGCAGGCCAAGCAGCCCCUCGCAGAGCCUUGCCUCGGCCCCAUGAACAGGCCGAUUAAGCUAGAACCCGGGUCCACACUCCAUGCCUGUGCGCGCCCUGGGUCCGAGCAGCAAGACUCCAAAACCUGGAAGAAGCCAACCAAGCAAGAGGCUCCUGCCCUUGGCUGUGACCUCGUGCAGCCCAGGAGCAUCCUCGAGACCAUGGAGCAGCACCUGAAGCAGGUUCAGGUCAAAUCCUUGUUUGACCACAAAGCUCUCGCCCUGCAGCCACAGAAACAAGUGAAAGUAGAGGUGUCGGGGGCCCUCACCAUGCUGUCCAGGCAACUGAGUGCUGCAGAGCUCGCUGGCCUUGUUGCCAUGGCACCCCCCUCCGAAAAGACACCCACCAAAAGAACAGCUGGCCCUGUUCUCAGUAGUUUUAUAGAGUCACCUUCCAUAUUACUAGAUACCCCGAUGAAGAAUCUACUGGACAUACCCAUCAAAACUCAGUAUGAUUUCCCGUCCUGCCACUGCGUAGAGCAAAUUAUUGAAAAAGAUGAAGGUCCCUUUUAUACCCAUCUAGGAGCAGGUCCUAAUGUGGCAGCUAUUAGAGAAAUCAUGGAAGAAAGGUUUGGACAGAAAGGUAAAGCUAUUAGGAUCGAGAAAGUCGUCUAUACUGGUAAAGAAGGCAAAAGCUCUCAGGGAUGUCCAAUUGCCAAAUGGGUGAUCCGCAGGAGCUCACGCGAGGAGAAGCUGCUGUGCCUGGUGCGGGAGCGGAGGGGCCACACGUGCGAGGUGGCCGUGAUCGUGGUGCUGAUCCUGCUCUGGGAGGGGAUCCCGCUGCCGCUGGCCAACAGGCUCUACACCGAGCUCACGAACACACUGUGCAGGAAUGGCUCGCUCACCAACCGGCGCUGCGCCCUCAACGAGGAGAGAACGUGUGCGUGUCAGGGGCUGGAUCCAGAGACCUGUGGCGCCUCCUUCUCUUUCGGCUGUUCAUGGAGCAUGUACUACAACGGCUGCAAGUUCGCCCGAAGCAAGGUCCCCAGGAAGUUCAAGCUGGUUGGAGAUGACCCAAAAGAGGAAGAGAAAUUGGAGUCUAACUUGCAAAACCUGUCCACUUUUCUUUCACCAAUGUACCAGAAACUUGCACCUGAUGCCUACAACAAUCAGGUGGAGCUGGAACACAGAGCCCCCGACUGCCGGCUGGGGCUGAAGGAGGGACGCCCAUUCUCGGGGGUCACCGCCUGCUUGGACUUCUGCGCCCAUGCCCACCGGGACCUGCACAACAUGCACAACGGCAGCACACUGGUGUGCACACUCACGAGGGAAGACAAUCGAGAAUUCGGAGUAGUGCCCGAGGAUGAGCAGCUGCACGUGCUGCCCCUGUACAAAAUCUCCGACGUGGACGAGUUCGGGAGUGCGGAGGCUCAGGAGGAGAAGAUGCGCAGUGGCGCCAUCGAGGUGCUGACCUCCUUUCGGCGGAAGGUCAGGAUGCUGGCAGAGCCGGCCAAGACCUGCAGACAGAGGAAGCUGGAGGCCAAGAAAGCAGCAGCUGAGAAGCUGGCCUUGCUGGAGAACAACACCAUUAAGACCGAGAAGGAAAAGGCGGCCUCGAGGACGAAGCAGGUGGAGACCGCGGGCCAGGCCAAGCAGCUGACAGAACUGCUGCGACUCUCAGGACCAGCUGUGCCCCUGCCCCAGACCCCAGAGCCGCUGCAGCACAGCUUGCCCAGGAAGCCCCAGCCAGAGUCCACCGGUGCCUACUCCACUGGCGCCCCCGGGCUGCACGUGAGACGGCCCAGCCCCGUCAGUCCUUACCCCAACUCUUCCCCUGCGGCAGACAUGUACAGAGGAACCAGCCCCGUGAGCAUCAAUUCCUCCUCACCCCAAGCUGCAGGUUCGUGUUUGAGCUCUCCUAAUCCCAGGAGCCCCUACCCUGGGCUCUUAAACCAGAAUAACCAGUACCCAGCCUAUCAGUGCAACGGGACUGUGUCCAUGGACAGCUGCUCCCACUAUCUGGGCUCCUACUCCUCCCAGGCCCAGCCCAUGGAUCUGUACAGGUACCGGACCCCAGAGCAUCUUACCAAGCUGAACCUCCCACCCAUCCACACCCUCUACCAGCAGAGGUUCGGAAACACCCAGGGUUUCCCCUCCAAGUUCUUGGGCUGUGGGAACCCAAACAGGCAGGGCGGUGCCUUCAGCACCUGCGCCCUGCGACCCAGCAUCCACCACACAGGGCCCUUUCCGCCUUACACCCCCCACGAGAUGGACGGCCACUUGGUGGGCGCCCCCUCCAGAUGCCCACCUAGCCUGGGCGGUGCCAAUGUGGACUGUAAGAAUGGGGAGUACCACCCAGCUUCCCACCUGGUCCCGAGCCACAGGAGCUACAGCACAGUGGCCGGCAGCAUCAGCAGCUCCCUGCAUGCCCUGCGCCUGCAGAGCAAGGAGAAUGCCGUGCUGCCCCACACAGCCAACGGGCUGCCCCGGAUGCCCACCGGGGUCCCCCAGGGCAGCCCAGCGUCCACGCAGGCGGUGCUGCCCAGGUUAAGUGAGGCCCGCAGUCUGGAGAAACGGGGCAUGGUUCUGGCUCCCAGAGCCGAGGACGACGAGGUGUGGUCAGACAGUGAGCAGAGCUUCCUGGACCCCGACAUCGGGGGCGUGGCCGUGGCCCCCACCCACGGGUCCAUCCUCAUCGAGUGUGCCAAGCGCGAGCUCCACGCCACCACCCCCUUGAACAACCCCAACAGGACCCACCCCGCCAGGGUCUCGCUCGUCUUCUACCAGCACAAGAGCAUGAACGAGCCCAAGCACGGCCUGGCGCUCUGGGAGGCCAAGAUGGCAGAGAAGGCCCGGGAGAAGGAGGAGGAGUGCGGGAAGCAGGGGCCCGACCCUGUGGCCCACAAGGCCCACGGCAAGAAGGUGAAGCGGGAGCUGGCCGAGCCGCCUGAGCCGCAGGCGCCCCCCUACCUGCGCUUCGUCAAGUCUCUGGCCGAGAAGACCAGCUCAGCCACCACCGACUCCACGGUCACCACGGCGCCCUAUGCCUUCACGCGGGUCACGGGGCCUUACAACAGGUACAUGUGAGGCGGCCCGGCCGCUGGGUCACAGCGCUCCCGGGAGCCGCCUCCGCCUCCGCCUCCGCCUCCGCCGCGGAGCGAGCCGGGCCUCUCCGAUGCACUGGGACCCACUGCCCGGCUGCAGCUGGCACCCCGGAAAAAGACCAAAGCUGUCUAUGCAACGAGCACGGGCCAGGGAGGAAGGUGCUCCAGGGUUUGCGUUGUUAAACACUGGUUCUGUUGUGGACGAGAUGCUAUGUAAAUGUGAUCCCGCCCCCAAAGUCUACACAUCUGUGACCACUUUGAAUAAUAGCAAGUUUGCAUAAUCAUGGAACACAAAUCAAGUACUGUAGUAUUACAGUGGCAGGAAUCUUAAAAUACCAUCUGGUGCUGAAUCUAUGUUGUACUGAAAUACUGGAAUUAUGGUUUUUCACAUGCAGUCCUUACUGUAAUCUUAAUAUUAACUUUUAUUUAUCAAAAUAGCUACAGGAAGCAUACAUGAAUAGCAGCAAAACACUGAAUUUGUUUGGGUGUUCUACGAAAUGGUGCUAAGAAAAUGGUGUCUUUCAUAGCUGAAAAUUUAAUGCCUUUUUUCAUUGAGAUGCUACCAAUGUACUCCAGUACCCCAGAAGAAAGGGGGUGCCUUUGCAUUCAAGUUUUUAUCCUGAAUUACCUGUUCUUACACAAGCGUAGUUUUUAAAACGUGGACAUUGUAAAGGCCUCUGGAUUUUGCUCACCCAGUGACGUCCUGUAGGACAAUAAACAUAUAUAUAUGUACAUCUAUACACCCACCUUUGUAUAUGUGCACAUACAGGUAUAGGUAUAAAUAUUUUAAGUGGCGUUUUAGAAGCACUUUGCCUACCUAAGCUUUGGCAACUUGAACAAUGCUAAGGUACUGAGACGUUUAAAAACAAAAGUUUACUUUCAUUUGAGGACGAAAUUUUUUUGAAAAGGAAACAAGGAAAGCUUUUAAAACAUUUUUGCUUUUGGUCACAUCUGUUGAUGAGCAAUCGUGUUCACUGUUAACACAGCCAGUGAAAUCCGCAAUGAGGCGUGCUGGAUUGAAGGAAGAGUCGGUCCACAAAAAACACGUUUUCUGGUGCUCACCUUACGUGCUAUACUGUAAAACAGUUUUCUACAAAGUUGUGAGACAAGUUCAUUGCUCAGACAUGUCAGCUGUAAGAACUCUGGUAGACACAGGUCAUAAUUAGCCAGAUGUCCACUCGAGCCUACACUCUUCUAGCGUGCUCUACGCUCCAGAAGCUGAACAGCCAUCUGCUUUUGUGUUGGUAAUUCUAUACCUUGGGAUGUCAUCAUGUCUUAGCUUAAGUGUCCUCCUCAGCAGGAAGAUUGAGUGGACUGAGUCCGGCAAAAGAUGAAUAAACAGGGUUAGUUCUGUGUGUGUCUGUUGGUUGAAGAGAAAAUAAAUAAACAAAACAGGCAGCUGGUUUGCUGUAGUGGUUUUAAAAUUAAUUUGUAUAAAGAAGUGCAAGAGUUGUAUAGUAAAUUAAAUUGUAAACAAAACUUUUUUAACGCGAUGCUUUAGUAUUUUAGUACUGUAAAAAAUAUAUACAUAUACAUGGAAUUGAAUUCGAACUCACAUCACGAUGGUGCUACUCAGCCUGCUACAAUGUUAUCCUAAUGUGAGCUGAAAAUUCACAAAAGGGUUGAGUGAUGUUUCUACUUGCCAUAUACCUCAGCACUAGUUUGGCAAUAGGAUUUUGAACCGAGAGUGAAAGCUUAUAGCGUUAUGUACCAUCAUUUUUCCAAGUCUUUUUUUUAAUUAUUAAAAAUACCUUUUUUUCCAAUACUUGAUUUUUAGCAAGUAUAACUUGAACUUUGACCUUUUUGUUUUAAAAAAUCAGGGAUAUUUCAGCUCAUGUUCCCCCUUACGCCAACACAUCAUCUGUGUUUGUGUACAAUUGUUCUAGGUUAAUAUAUUCUUUUUCAGGGAUUUAACCAUUUUAUUUUGAAUCCCUCCUAUUUUGUACAUGUACUGAUAUAAGACUAACUUGUAAAUGUGUUGGCUGUUAAUUAUAACGAAAAGUUUGGAGAAUUUUUUUGACUGUUUCAAGGAGGAAAAGAAAUUACAUGAAAAUAGAAUGCACUGAGCUGAUAAAGGGAAAAUUGUAAGCUAGGAGUUUGGGAAGUAGCUGUUGGCCAGAAUAUGUCAACUCUCCAUAAAGUCCUUGUGAUCUAGUCAGUACCAGCAAAUACUUCAUGAGGACUUCGACAGGUGGGCCUAACACAAGGCGUGGUAUCCAGUAGGACUGUACAAUUACAUUUAGCGCUAAGUACAUUUUUGCUUACUAGCUUUUCAGAUAAAUUCUUAAUCAGUGGAAACUCUUGGGUUUUAUUGGUUAAAUCUUUUAAUCACUGCAGACUUUGGGGUUUUAUUGGUCAAAUCUUUAAUCAGUGGGGGCCUUUAGUUUCUAUCGGCCAAAUCUUUCUAAGAUGAUUUUUGUCUUUAAAAAGCUCUCAAGUUUAUGGCUGUGUCCAAUUUAUAAGCAUUUUUAAGCCAUUUGCUUUGGAUCCAAAUCACAUGGUUAUUGUUUUCCAUAAACCAUAAUCUCCAACCCAAAGCACUGCACAUGGGUUUGGUGAUGUUGAGUGAACCAUCCAAUGAUUGUUUGGUGACCGUGUCAUCCACUGCCAUUUUCAAACUGCUGGCCAACUAGAGCAGGAAGUGUAGUUCAGGUAGGUGGGAAGAAGUUAGGUAGGAAGGAAGUAGAGUGUAUUGUAAAUAUCAGAUCUCUGAUUGUACAUAUCUAGCCUGCCUCAGAAUGAAUGAAAAGCCAGUCUGCAGUUUGCUUAUAUAGGAAUGUCAGGUUGACUCUAUAGCCAUAUUUGAAAAUGCUUCAGUGGUGGCAACUUUACUUGAAUGAAUUUUUCAUCUUUAUUGACGCACAGUGAUGUAUAGUUCACUUUAAAAGCUAGUGGCUAACUUUGGUAGGAAAUGUUUGCAUUUGGACACUAAGAUAAUGAACUGUGUGCAUUUUUCUAUGCUUUAUUUUUUUAACAGUCAUUUCAUUCUCAUGAGAUGUUUGGUUUGUUUGUAAAAUCUAAGGAUGGUUAUAAAUACUGUAAAGUAUUGUAAUGUUAUGAAUGCAGGUUAUUUGAAAGCUGUUUAUUAUUAUAUCAUUCCUGAUAAUGCUAUGUGAGUGUUUUUAAUAAAAUUUAUAUUUAUUUAAU